AUGUUCUUAGGUUCAAUAGAAGAGGAGAAUCCGUGCAAGGUAAGGUUAAGACUUAAGAGGCAAUGGAAGAGGAGAAUCAAUGAAAGCACGAACAGACCGAUAAAUCAAAAUGUGGUCCAUGUUAAAACGCUCACCCAGGAGCGGAUACUAGGCCCACCUCAAGCAUCUAUCAAUCAUUGA
Messenger RNA from Arabis nemorensis, 180 nucleotides. NCBI's taxonomy places the organism in Eukaryota, Viridiplantae, Streptophyta, Magnoliopsida, Brassicales, Brassicaceae. The record is from the annotation of a GenBank genome assembly.